Messenger RNA from Colossoma macropomum (tambaqui), 3225 nucleotides. Its product is annotated as potassium/sodium hyperpolarization-activated cyclic nucleotide-gated channel 2-like. Gene Ontology annotation, molecular function: voltage-gated potassium channel activity. The coding region runs from base 1 to 3225 and encodes 1074 amino acids. The transcript is spliced from 8 exons. The record is from RefSeq and is a predicted model, not a curated record. Gene Ontology annotation, cellular component: membrane. Lineage: Eukaryota; Metazoa; Chordata; Actinopteri; Characiformes; Serrasalmidae. Gene Ontology annotation, biological process: transmembrane transport; potassium ion transport.
AUGGAGCGCACUGAGCUCUCCUCCUCCUCCUCCACCUCUGAAGUCGUCAUGCAGAAGAAAGGCGCAGCCUCCAGCCGCGCGCAGAGCCGCGUGGACGAGUCUGGCUCGCGCGCCUCUAGCCACGCCGCCACGGAGGAGGCGGAGGACGGAGAGGGAGAGGCUAAGUUUCAGCCUGCGAGGCUCAGACGCGGAGGAGCAGGAGGAGGAGGAGGAAGCAUCCGGAUGAAAAACUUUAGCGCUACGGAGAGGAAGGAGCAGCCGGCGCGUGCCGGUGAUGCUCCGGGACGAAACGAAACGGACGACGGCGGCGGCGGAGGAGGAGGAGGAGGAGGAGGCGGAGGAGGUGGAGGAAAGACAACAACUUCAUCCGUGACGCCGGAAGGACCGGCCGAAGCACCGGCACCGUCCGGCACCAAGUGCAGCAAGAACGGCGAGUGCCGGCGGGACUCUGGCGCGAGCAGCCUCCGCUCCAUCAUGUCCCGACAGGACGGUGGACCCAGGCGCGCCGCGUGCAACUCCACGGCCAGCGCGGAUGGCCCCAGCACGCCCGCCGGUGACCGGGACUUCCCGGACAAGAGGGACCCGCGCGUGUCGUUCUCCAACGCGCCCAGCCGCAAAGCGUCCUCUGCGGCGCACGGAGCGCAGCAGCCGCGCAGCUCCGUCACCUUCCUCAAGUCUGAGGACGGAGUGCAGGCGGCGGCGGGCGGAGAGGACGCGGAGGUGCGCGGCAGCCAGGGCAGCUUCAUGCAGAGGCAGUUCGGGAGCAUGCUGCAGCCGGGGGUCAACAAGUUCUCCCUGCGCAUGUACGGCAGCCAGAAGGCCGUGGAGAGAGAGCAGGAGCGGGUGAAGAGCGCGGGAAACUGGAUUAUUCACCCCUACAGUGACUUCAGGUUCUACUGGGAUUUUACAAUGCUGCUUUUCAUGGUGGGCAACCUGAUCAUCAUCCCUGUGGGCAUCACCUUCUUCAAAGAUGAGACCACCACGCCUUGGAUCAUCUUCAAUGUGGUCUCCGACACCUUCUUUCUCAUGGACCUGGUGCUCAACUUCCGCACAGGCAUCAUCAUAGAGGAGAGCUCGGACAUAAUCCUGGACCCCAAGACCAUCAAGAAGAAGUACCUGAAGACCUGGUUCGUGGUGGACUUCGUUUCGUCCAUCCCCGUGGAUUACAUCUUCCUGAUCGUGGAGAAGGGAAUAGACUCGGAAGUGUACAAGACGGCGCGGGCCUUGCGGAUCGUGCGCUUCACAAAGAUCCUCAGCUUGUUGAGGCUCCUGAGACUCUCCAGGCUCAUCCGUUACAUUCACCAGUGGGAGGAGAUCUUCCACAUGACGUAUGACCUGGCGAGUGCUGUGAUGCGGAUCUUUAACCUGAUCGCCAUGAUGCUGCUGCUGUGCCACUGGGAUGGCUGCCUGCAGUUCCUGGUGCCCAUGCUGCAGGAUUUCCCCUCCGACUGCUGGGUCUCCCUCAAUAAGAUGGUGAAUGACACAUGGAGUGAGCUGUACUCGUUUGCUGUGUUUAAGGCGAUGAGUCACAUGUUGUGUAUAGGCUAUGGGCGGCAGGCUCCGGAGAGCCUGUCCGAUAUUUGGCUGACCAUGCUCAGCAUGAUCGUGGGAGCCACCUGCUACGCUGUCUUCAUCGGCCACGCCACCGCCCUCAUCCAAUCACUGGACUCCUCUCGCCGCCAAUACCAGGAGAAGUAUAAACAAGUGGAGCAGUACAUGUCCUUCCACAAACUUCCGGCAGACUUCCGACAAAAAAUCCAUGAUUACUAUGAGCACCGCUACCAGGGAAAGAUGUUCGAUGAGGAGAGCAUCCUGGAGGAGCUGAAUGAGCCACUCAGAGAGGAAAUAGUGAACUUCAACUGCCGGAAGCUGGUGGCCUCCAUGCCUCUGUUCGCCAACGCUGAGCCCAACUUUGUGACAGCCAUGCUGACUAAGUUGCGCUUUGAGGUUUUCCAGCCCAGAGAUUACAUCAUCCGCGAGGGCACCAUCGGCAAGAAGAUGUACUUCAUCCAGCACGGCGUGGUCAACGUCCUGACCAAAGGAACAGUGGGAAUGAAGCUUUCCGAUGGCUCUUAUUUUGGAGAAAUCUGUUUGUUGACACGAGGUCGGCGAACGGCGAGUGUUCAGGCAGAGACGUACUGCCGCCUCUACUCGCUCUCAGUGGACCAUUUUAACGAGGUGCUGGAGGAGUACCCCAUGAUGAGGAGAGCUUUCGAGACUGUUGCCAUUGACAGGCUUGACCGUAUAGGUAAGAAGAACUCUAUAUUAAUGCACAAAGUGCAGCACGAUCUCAACUCGGGUGUCUUCAACAACCGUGAGAAUGAGAUGAUCCAGGAGAUUGUCAAGUACGACCGCGAGAUGGUGAAGCUUGUGGACCUGCAGCGCCCACGAGCCAUGUCCAUGACGCCUUCCAUCCCCGGAGGCAUCUUUGCCCCUCCUGGUCAAUCCCAGGGUGCCUCCGCCAUCGCCACCCUCCAGCAAGCCGUAGCCAUGAGCUUCUGCCCCCAGAUGGCCAGCCCUCUGGUGGGGCAGGGCGCGCUGCAGUCUCCCCGAAUGGUCCGACGCUUCCAAGCCAUCCAAAACCUUUCCAGCCCUGUGUCCAUCUCUCCCAUGCAGUCGCAGCCGCCAGGUCCAAUUGCCGGGGGAGCCUAUGCUUCUGCGGCCACUUCCAGCCCGCCAGUGCAGAGCCCAUUAGCAGCAAUGGGUGGCCGGACAUUCCAGUAUGGCUGCAGCCCAAUGGGUGGGCGCACGGGAUCUCAAUUGUCCCUAAUCCAGCAACAUGUGCCCAGUCCUACUCGGGCCACCCCACAGAAGAGUACCCAUUCCUUGCAGCAUGGGGGCAGCCUAAGCCAGGAUGCCCGGGCCUUGUCCGCUUCCCAGCCUUCCCUGCCCCAGGAUGGCCCACCAGCUGUGGGCCCCAGCCCACCACCAUCAACCCAUGUAUCCUCUACGUCCAUUGGUCCACCACAAGCCCCUCACCCUGCCAUUCCUGGGCCUUCUGGAGUUAGAAGUGCUGUGCCUCAAAGAAUGGCAUUGCCCCACCAGACAUCAGCAGCAGGACCUGCUUACCCCUCCACUCCACCCCCUGUGGGUACCCCUCCGGUGGCCAGUGGAGCAGGUGUUGCAGGACAAGGUCAUCUUGACCCAAUAGUGCACAAGAAAGAUUCAAUAGUUAGUCUCCCAGAAACGGACUCAGCUAGAUCCAGGCUGUCCUCGAACCUCUGA